Messenger RNA from Ustilaginoidea virens, 2250 nucleotides. RefSeq lists its product as uncharacterized. The transcript has 5 exons. Gene Ontology annotation, cellular component: membrane. The record is from RefSeq and is a predicted model, not a curated record. NCBI's taxonomy places the organism in Eukaryota, Fungi, Ascomycota, Sordariomycetes, Hypocreales, Clavicipitaceae. Gene Ontology annotation, biological process: post-translational protein modification. The coding region runs from base 1 to 2250 and encodes 749 amino acids. Gene Ontology annotation, molecular function: dolichyl-diphosphooligosaccharide-protein glycotransferase activity.
AUGACGACCGAAGUCCCGCUUCGCCAGGAUGGCUUCAAUUCAAGCAGUACGAGAACACUCCUCAGAGUCAUUAUUCUCUGCUUAAUCGCCGGAGCUGCCAUCUCGAGCCGGCUGUUCUCGGUGAUUCGGUUUGAGAGUAUCAUUCACGAAUUCGACCCCUGGUUCAACUUCCGCGCGACCAAAUAUCUCGCUUCGAAUGGCUUCUACAAGUUUUGGGAUUGGUUCGAUGACCGAACGUGGCAUCCUCUCGGUCGCGUCACGGGAGGCACUCUUUAUCCCGGUCUCAUGGUUACGAGUGGUGUUAUCUACCAUGCCCUCAGGGCGCUGACCGUUCCCGUCGAUAUUCGUAACAUCUGCGUUUUGCUGGCACCCGCGUUUUCUGGUCUUACAGCCUAUGCGACCUAUCUUCUUACUAAUGAAAUGACCACGUCGCCAUCAGCUGGCCUGCUUGCGGCCGCGUUCAUGGGCAUCGCCCCCGGCUACAUCUCCCGAUCUGUUGCUGGAAGUUACGACAAUGAGGCCAUUGCCAUAUUCCUCCUCGUCUUCACCUUUUAUCUCUGGAUAAAGGCCCUGAAACUGGGCUCAAUGCUCUGGGGAGCCUCAUGCGCUCUCUUCUAUGGCUACAUGGUGGCAUCGUGGGGUGGUUAUGCGUUCAUCACUUGCCUGCUACCCCUCCAUGCUCUGGUUCUCAUCUGCAUGGGUAGAUACAGUACCCGGCUCUAUGUCAGCUACACCACCUGGUACGCCUUGGGAACGAUUGCCAGCAUGCAGAUUCCCUUUGUCGGAUUCCUCCCCGUCAAGACCAGCGAGCAUAUGCCCGCCCUCGGCAUCUUUGGUUUCCUUCAGUUGAUUGCCUUCAUCAAUUACGUUCGAUCUGCUAUUCCUAGCCGACAGUUUCAGACUUUUCUGGCGACAAUUCUGAUUGCUACUUUUGGCAUCGGCUUGAUUGCCCUUGUUGCCCUGACAUCAUUUGGUUACGUUGCACCUUGGAGCGGUCGAUUCUACUCUCUGUGGGACACGGGUUAUGCCAAGAUCCACAUUCCCAUUAUUGCAUCAGUUUCCGAGCAUCAGCCCACUGCUUGGCCAGCUUUUUUCUUCGAUCUCAGCUUCCUCAUCUGGCUCUUCCCUGCUGGUGUUUACAUGUGUUUUCAGGAACUUCGCGAUGAGCAUGUCUUUAUUGUCGUCUACUCCUUGUUUGCGAGUUAUUUUGCGGGCGUCAUGGUUCGACUUAUGCUGACCUUGACCCCCAUCGUCUGCGUGGCCUCGGCUAUCGCUCUGUCCAGCAUGCUUGACCUAUACGUUUCCGCAAAGACUCCAGAUCCCAAGGAAGUGGAAAGAAUCGUCGCCGACGCCGCCUCUAAGAAACCUUCCAAGGCAACAACUGGACUCCGAGGCAGCGAUAAGCCAAAGAUUGGUAUCUUCCACUCAUCAUCAAAGUUUAUCGUCGUGGCCUCGGCCAUUGUGUACCUGCUCAUGUUUGUCACGCAUUGCACUUGGGUCACGUCAAAUGCCUACUCGUCCCCUUCAGUCGUCCUCGCCAGCCGUAUGCCUGAUGGGAGCCAACACAUCAUUGACGACUACAGAGAGGCAUAUCAAUGGUUGCGACAGAACACCAAGGAAGACGCCAAAAUCAUGUCGUGGUGGGACUAUGGCUACCAAAUCGGCGGCAUGGCUGAUCGGCCAACGUUGGUGGAUAACAACACAUGGAACAACACACACAUUGCGACUGUUGGCAAGGCUAUGAGUUCGAGGGAAGAGGUCAGUUAUCCUAUCAUGCGACAACAUGAGGUGGAUUACGUCCUAGUAGUGUUUGGCGGUCUGCUGGGCUACUCUGGUGACGACAUCAACAAAUUUCUUUGGAUGGUUCGUAUCGCCGAAGGCAUUUGGCCCGACGAAGUCAAAGAGCGGGACUUUUUCACAUCCCGCGGCGAAUACAAAGUCGACGGCGACGCUACCGAGACGAUGAAGAACAGCCUGAUGUACAAAAUGUCCUACUACAAUUAUCACAGCCUGUUCCCUCCUGGUCAAGCCACAGACCGGGUCAGAAACUCUCGCCUCCCUGACCAAGGUCCAGUCCUUAACACCCUGGAUGAAGCCUUUACCAGCGAGAAUUGGAUCAUUCGCAUUUACAAGGUCAAGGAUCUCGAUAAUGUUGGAAGAGACCAUGCAGCUGCCGCAGCGUUUGAGAGAGGACAAAAGAAGAGGAAAACGAACAAGAAUAAGGGGGCCCGCGUACUCAGAGUCGACUAA